CAUUAUGUGGUCUCGUUAUUCGGACAGGAGGGGAUUAUCUGCUGAAUUAAAAUCACCUGUGUAUGGAUUUGUUGCAUUAUUCGCACUAUCUCUCUUCUCCGCUUAUUAAGCACUUCCUCUCCAGUGGAAGUAGAGCACGAAUCCGAGAAGCCUUACUCGGAAAUAUUGAUCGCUUUGCAUUGUAAUUUCCAGGCGUACCGACCAAGAAGAUGCGGGUGUUGCGGAGUGUGUGAUAGGUGUAGGUGAGGCUAUUUUGUUGCUGCUGCCAUGCUGGGCUCACUUUCACUGGGCUUAUCAUCCGACACAUCACCAUCAUGGCAGGGGCAGGCCGGCUUUGCAGUGUUCAAAGUUUUUGUACCGUUAUUUUACUAGAGUUAGGUCUUAUGUUGGGGUUUUGGGUGGGUGACUAUUUGCCAAGAUAUCUCAACAGGCCGCCGGAUAUUUGCGAUGUCACGAAUUCAUCCAUAGUAAGGAAGCUAAUUCAAAAGAAUUGGACUCCCAUUUUGAAAAAGCAUGGCGUCUCACUUCCCGUCGAAUGUCCGUUCAACAUUGCUCGAGAUCUGCACGGGAUCCGAGAAUCUGUCAAAAGGACACGCUCUUCCCACUGGCAGUGUCUCAAGUGUGGCAAAAAGUUUUACUUGGAACGCCAUUUAGACCUUCACAUCGAACGACGUCAUAGUGAACUAAUAAAUAAUGCAGAUGAUUCCAUUUGUCUAGCCGGAUUUUGUGACAUUAUGCGAUGCGAUGUUCUCAAGUCGACGUCCUUUCUAGAUGACGAGUCCAAGUCCACCGAUGUUUCUAUAUGGGCGCCCUCCUCGGGGGGUGUGGGUGUAGCCAAACAGCAACAACCGCACCCAGCUUUACACACAUUUAAACAAGCCGUUAGCCAUCACCAUCAUCAUUCUCAUCCCCACAGUGAUGGACAACAUUCGCAUUCUAAAGAUGGACAAUUAAACGUCGAAGGGCCUGAGGGUGAAUCGAUAGAACAUUGUGAUGAAGCGUACUACACCAAUUUACACGUAAAAUGUUCCAAUUUGGUAUGGAACUGUCUCCAAGGGCUCAUAUCAGUUUUGGAUCCUAAAGAAUUCAAAGCAAUUCAAAAUGAGUUAGAAUCUGUAAGUUGUUCAUUUUUGUCCUGCUCCCGCUACGGGGACAAGUGUUGUCCCCCAAGUUCCAAGGGAAAAGGAAAGCUGCGCCCAUUUUUCAUCGUCUUUGGUUCAUUGUUUAUUUCUUUGUGUCUUGCUUUGGCCUAUUACUUUACUUGGAUUUACACACAAAGUGUAAAUUCGGAGGAGGAGAUCUUUUAUGAGGAAGAGGUUGACAAGCCCGUGGAGGUUAACACUGCCACAACAAGUAGUCGAAAAACUGCUCCGUUGUUAAACCGAACGACUCAUCUAUGACACAAUAACUAGACCGAGAGCUGUUGUCCAUGUUGUUUUGUUACCGUUGAUUAAUUAAUUAAUUAAUUAGGAUAGGAUACGUCCACAAAUGUGUUACAAUAGACGAGUUCAUUUUGUAACGUUUAUUGAUACUUUCUCUGAAGCCAAAAUAAAAACAGUCGAAAUACAUAUA
Messenger RNA from Folsomia candida, 1572 nucleotides. RefSeq lists its product as uncharacterized. The transcript has 6 exons. Bases 315 to 1400 code for a protein of 361 amino acids. NCBI's taxonomy places the organism in Eukaryota, Metazoa, Arthropoda, Collembola, Entomobryomorpha, Isotomidae. The record is from RefSeq and is a predicted model, not a curated record.